AGUUUGAAGAAGCAAAUAGCGUGUACGAGGCUCAAUACGUAUAUUUAAAGAAACGAGGACUUGCCAAAACUGAACACAAGCCGCCAAUAGCCGACGAAGACUUCAAAAAACUAUACGAAAGCGGCGUUUUCAAUACAGACAGUCCCGCUACUUUGCAAAACAAAGUCUUCUUUGAAAUCAUGUUCUUCUUCUGUCGUCGAGAAAGACGGACGAACUCACGAAAAACCAUCGUGUACACGACGCUUAAGCCGAGGAAAGGGGAAUGA
This is a messenger RNA of Paramuricea clavata, 266 nucleotides long. The record is from the annotation of a GenBank genome assembly. NCBI's taxonomy places the organism in Eukaryota, Metazoa, Cnidaria, Anthozoa, Malacalcyonacea, Plexauridae.